AUGGGCACGCCAUGGGCCGCAAAAGCACCCCUGCAUCCAGGAGGUCAUGAGACGGCAGACUCCCAGUGUGUGGAGUUGGAGGUGCCCUUCAAGAUGGGUCAAGAGGACCUGCGGACCGUUCUGAGUUGGUCGCCAAGAUGGCUGCAAACGAAGGUGGUUGGUGUUGGAAGCGCUGGUUUCGUGGCCCAGAACAACGUCGUGGUUGUUUUACGCAAGCUGGAAGCACGUGUACAUGUGCUGAUGGAGGCCAUGCGCUCGGGCACGCGGUUCAUCGUCGCUCCGACUGGAGGCUUGAAGAACAUUGUGGAAGAUGACUUCACCGAUCUCUGGACGGAUGGUAAGAUGACCGUCGAGGCGCUUGUGGAGCAAGAGUUUUCUCGAAAAAGUAGAAAGUGA
This is a messenger RNA of Symbiodinium necroappetens, 396 nucleotides long. Lineage: Eukaryota; Dinophyceae; Suessiales; Symbiodiniaceae. The record is from the annotation of a GenBank genome assembly.